AUGGGGACCGAGCAUGCGACGCGGCCAGCGUUCCUUCCCGGGCAGCCGCUGCCGGUGCCGAGCGAUACAAACGCGAGCGUAGGAGAUGGUGUGUAUGCAAAGGAUGGUGUUUUUCGAGCGAGCCGUAUGGGCCAUUUCGAGAGCGACGGCAACGCAACUCUUCUUUCCGUGCGCGGCGAGCGACCGCCCCUUGUGAUUCCGCGCCCAGAGAGUACGAUAUUUGGUCGUGUAACACGCGUGAUGCCUCGCCAAGCCACCGUCUCGAUCCUUGUUGUCGACGGCCUGCCUUGUGGCGGCGCACUCAACGCUGCAGGCGCCUCGACGAACCGUGCAGCGGGUGAAGGGAUCGAUGGUGCUGAUUUCCAAGGUAUUUUGCGGCAGCAGGAUGUGCGGAGCACGGAAAAAGAUAGCGUGGUGCUAAGCCAAUGUUUCCGUCCUGGCGAUAUUCUUCGCGCCGUGGUCAUCUCUCUUGGCGAUGCGCGCUCCUACUAUCUUUCCACGGCCGGCAAUCACCUCGGCGUCGUGCAUGCGGUAAGCAGUGAUCCAGAUAUGUGCGGAUCUUUGGGAUGGGCGCCAUCAGCACGCGCGAUGCAGCCCAUUUCUUGGAAGGAAAUGGCGGAUCCCGUCACCGGCAUGGUCGAGCCGCGCAAGUGUGCCAAGCCAGAUUGGCUUUGA
Molecule: messenger RNA, 675 nt
Organism: Malassezia vespertilionis
Lineage: Eukaryota; Fungi; Basidiomycota; Malasseziomycetes; Malasseziales; Malasseziaceae
Exons: 2
Coding region: 1-675 (224 amino acids)
Biological process (GO): RNA processing
Cellular component (GO): nuclear exosome (RNase complex); cytoplasm
Molecular function (GO): RNA binding
Source: RefSeq, a predicted model, not a curated record